CACUUUUUUCAUGUAUAAAUUCUCGGUGUUAGCCGUAACACCUCAAACCAUUUUGAAAGUAACAGAUCAGAGCAGCAAAAAAUGGCAACUCAACCACCGGUUAUCAAAGUCGUCGCCCUCUGCGGUUCCCUCCGCAAAGCUUCUUACAAUCGCGGUCUCAUCCGCGCCGCGACGGAUAUUUGCAAGGAAUCAAUCAACGGGAUGGAGAUAGAGUACGUGGACAUAUCGCCCUUACCGUUUCUGAACACCGAUCUGGAGGGAGACGGAACAUUUCCACCGGAGGUGGAGGAAUUCCGCCAGAAGAUUCUCGGAGCCGACGGCGUACUCUUCGCUGCUCCGGAAUACAACUUAUCCGUCGCCGCACCUCUGAAAAACGCGAUUGAUUGGGCGUCUCGGCCGCCGAACGUGUGGGCUGACAAGACGGCGGCAAUCGUGAGCGCCGGAGGAUACCUAGGAGGAGGAUUAGGGCAGUUCCACCUCCGGCAAAUCGGAGUUUUCCUCGACCUCCAUUUCAUCAACAAACCUGAGUUUUUCCUGCAUGCAUUCCAGCCUCCUGCGAAGUUCGACGUGGACGGCAACUUGAUCCAUGAUGCCACCAAGGAGAAGCUUAAGAAACUCCUUUUAUCCUUGCAGAAAUUCACAUUGCGCCAUCUAAUCUAACGAAGAAUGAAUAAUUUGAAUGAGUAUAGGAAACGAAAUUCACCCCU
Molecule: messenger RNA, 707 nt
Organism: Ipomoea nil (Japanese morning glory)
Lineage: Eukaryota; Viridiplantae; Streptophyta; Magnoliopsida; Solanales; Convolvulaceae
Product: NADPH:quinone oxidoreductase-like
Exons: 3
Coding region: 82-660 (192 amino acids)
Cellular component (GO): cytosol
Molecular function (GO): oxidoreductase activity; FMN binding
Source: RefSeq, a predicted model, not a curated record